UAUUUUCAUUGUUUUAUGUCGAAACGCGCUAUAGAUGUUGUCGAUGAUGAGUCGCUCGACUUGUACUCACCCAUCUACUUUGGCGAUAGCUCUGUGAAUGUUGGUGAGCCAUUUAAAAUCAAUUGUCGUAUAUCGAUCUCAACACCGACCGAAUGGUUGAAAGACGGCGAGAGUAUUAGAAAGCAUAACUUACGUCAUGGACGGGACGAUCAUUCGUAUGUCGUAACUGAGAAUGAAAUCGAAGGAGAACGCGAUAAGACUUUAUCAACCCUGAGCGUAAAACACGCUCUCUUAGUGCAUAAGGGAAAAUAUCAAUGCAAUAAAGAUCAUACAAAUUAUUUUGAAUUGACUGUAAAUGGCGUUGAGGAGUCUACGACUGUCCCUCAAUACGACUAUAAGAACAGUUCAACGUUCUACAAAACGAAUCUGAAGAGAGUUUCAGAUAUCGAUGAAAAUGGUUUCACUGUUUCAGAUAAUAACGAUGGGAGUUGGGAGCUAAGUAAUCCCUCACCAGUCGUACCAGCCGAAACAUUUUCGAAAAAGAGAAAGCUUGAAGUAGAAAUCGAAACGAAGCCAAGUAUUCAGAAAACCACAGUUGAUAGAAAGAAAGACACUACACAGUUUUUUGAGAUAGACGAUUCAGAUGAGGAUACAUUUCGAGCUUUGAUUACAACCAACGCACCAAAGAUUAGACAUAGUAAAGGUUCUCACAAACAAACAAACACUGAAUUAUCGACAGCACCAACAAAUUUCAUAGCAAGUAUAACACAGUCGACAAAAAAACCGAACCGGAAGGCUGCUGAAGUAAUUGGACAGUAUGAUAGCAUAGAACAUAAGCUGCGAUCCUUUGAAAUUAGGUAUCCACUGAUACUCAGCUGCAAUGUUACAGCACCAGAUUUUCCGGCGCUAAAGUGGCGGAAAAAUGGAACAGACGUUAGCAAAGUAGCUUCUCUUACAGGGCGAUAUAAAGAAAUCGCAGAGGAGAGAAAGUUUGUAAUUGAAAAAACCGACGCCGCCGACGCGGGGACUUAUGAAUGUUGGGUAGACAGUCUAAAAGAAGGAGCCACUUUCAAUGUUUAUGCUAAUGUCGCUGUCAGAGUUCCAUCGAAUACCGGGGUAGUGGAAGGGGAAAAAUUAACAAUUCACUGUUUAGCUGUCGGGACGGAUCCCAGUAUCACUUGGACUAUUGCUGGUAAUACAACUAUUAACGAAACAUCUGGUAGAUAUACAUUGAAAGAGGAUGAGAAUGGUAUUAAAAACUCAAUACUAACUAUCGAGAAUAUUGUGCUUGAUGACAGAGGUGAUUAUAAAUGUACCGCAACAAAUCCAGCGACGGAAUAUGGAAAUGCUGAUCCUGCAUCGGACACAACAUUCGUUCGUGUUAAAGGAAAACUUGCGGCCUUGUGGCCCUUCCUAGGAAUCUGUGCGGAAGUUAUCGUUCUCUGCGCCAUCAUCCUGAUUUACGAGAAAAGGCGCAAUAAAACAGAACUUGAUGAAAGCGAUACUGAUCCGAAUACCGAGCAGAAAAAGAAAAGGCGGAACUAUGACUAAUUUAAGAAAACGACUUUUCAAGAUGCUGCUUGUGCUUUUUUUAAAGGCCCGCUCCUGUAUAUUUUUGACUAAAAAUAACACUUUUUUGCAAAAGCAUUAAUCAAAAUACCAACAUGACGUUACUAUAUUUGAAAAUGAUUUAGAGAUAUCUAGCACAAUAUCUUUCGUUUUCUUCAUUUCAACCGUGUUUUAUUUCUGUUCUACUGUUGUAUAAAGUUGUAAAUUAGAGAAGGCACUGCUUGCAGUCUGCAAUAGAACUGUAUUUAUAAAAGAGAAAAAGAAAUGAAAUUAACAAAAAAAAAACAACUUGAAGGGUUUUAACAAAAAAUAGAAGAGUUCAAAAUGAAUUUUAGAUAAACUAAGGUACAUUUUAGAUACAAGAUAACAUAGCAAACUCUAGAUGUAAAUUCAAACAUGUUUGGAACUAAAUGAAGAAACAGCUAAUUUUUUGAAAGUCGCAUAUAAUGUUGAAAGUUUUGAAUUCGGUAUCGAUGGUAAUAUUAAAGUAUUAUAAAGGUAUGUAUAUUAGAAACUCAUUUACUAAUUUAUUGCAAAUGUGUAACUUUUUUACAAUAGCAGUAUUCGUGAAUUAACCGUAUGUUGCCUUAGACCCAGGCUGCACGGGCGAAACAACUUCAUCGCGAAUCGUUGCACGUUGAGAUGUUUCGGUCGUGCCGCCUCGGAUUCGGACAUUUAUUUAUGAUAUUUAUGAAAUUAUUGCGUUAACUAGAACGAAUUGUAUAUAAUAUAGUUUUCUUCGAGAGAAAAGUUAUUUACUUUAGUGUCAUCUCAGACUAUGAAAUAUUCGGAGCCAUUGUCUGAUUGAAAUAAACAAGCAAAAAAUACGAGAUAGUAACACCUAAAUAGUUAAUGAUAUUUGAUAGUAGAUACUCUAUUUGUAUUUAGAAAUACGAUAUUUUGUUCGAUUUGUAGCUAUACUGAUAUUUUUGUCGACGGGAAUCGACCGAUUGCACGUAAAACGUGAAAAUUUGAGUAAAUAACAAAACUAGGUACUUUAGGACAACAUAUUGUUGUGCGCUGGGUUUCAGCAUUAACAAAAUAGAAUACGCCUCUUACCUAGACAUGAAGUGUUACAUUUAAAGAUUUAUAAGAGACAUUAUUACAUUGAUUCUUCUUUCUUAAGUAUAUCUCCUUGUCACUGGCACUGUGCAUUCUCACAAAAACGGGCAAAGUUUGAGCUAAUCCAGGGAGUUAUCCAGUCAAAUUUAAGCUGUGCAAAUUCGAUCGCGUACUAUCCUUGACUAGCGCUCAAUGGUGUUCCACGUCUAACAUUUCUUGACUACCAACCUCAAUGGAACCGUAAGAAAGACCUCUUUAUAUGCGCGUUGUUUGUAUUCCGUAUAUAACAACAGAAGAAAGGAAUCUUUUCAUAUGGACGAUUUAAUCGAGGGCAACACCGGACCCACGAACCUUAAAACCUUCACCUGCACUUCAUUUACUGGGUUCUUUUCCGAAUUGCUUCUUAUAGUUUGUGAGAAUAACUGACUUCCAUAAUUCAAGCAUUUUUGGAGUUUGUGCAUGAAAGCCAUGCAAAAAACUAAACGAAAUCGUGCUAGUCAAACAUACAUCAUUUCACAUAUACUUGAUCUGCUCCGGAGGAAUUUCCGUCUUCAUUCCCUUCAAUCGGCUAUCGUAGCCAAAUGAAAGAUUUAUUUGCACUAACUUACCGGAGCACAAUGCUGAUCACAUUGCCUUCUAGUGUACCAUGGCGGUCUAAAAAUGAAGGGCUCUAACACGCUGUGAUUCUAAGGUUCAAAUUGGACGGCUGCGCCAUCGAUUAUUAUAAAACAACUGAAAACUGAAUACUAUAAAGUGCAGGAGAAUUGGGUUGGUAAUAACAUUCCAAGCUGAGGUGUGUUCCAAAAAACUGCGUGUUUGUGAAUAGAAUGCUCAGUGCUUUGAAUCUUCCAAGGAAACCUUUUGCCACUUAUGACUAUCAUGUGAAGGUAAGAAACCGCAGUUUAAAGAUAAUCUGUAGCGAGUUCUAGUAUUAUAUAGAUUGCACCACGGAAAUGUAUUACGUAUCAGUGUGAUCAUCUGAGCGAUUUUAGUCCUUUAGAUAUUUCUUUGAAUAUACUAGUUGAAUAUGUAGCUCGAUAAAAAAAUUCCUUCCCCUGUUUAGGGUUCCUUUUCAACUGCACAUUUCGAUUUUAGUCAAUGUAUGAUAUAUAAAAAGUAAAUAUACACACUCACUAAGAAUAUAGAGUCUUCCAAAAGAGAAACUUACAUGGGUUGGAGUAUUAUUAAUUUAAAAAGCUGUUUAUUAUAUGCUAUGAUACCUACGACGUUAGGCUCCCACUCACAUCUCCAAUGAUGUAAACUUACACACCGACAGACUCUACAAUAUGAAGUUGUUACAAUGUAUGAUAAUUUGACCAAUAAAAAUCCAGUUAGAGAAAA
Hermetia illucens (black soldier fly) is the source of this 3972-nucleotide messenger RNA. It is a transcript of the gene Bsg, whose product is annotated as muscle M-line assembly protein unc-89. Gene Ontology annotation, molecular function: cell adhesion molecule binding. Gene Ontology annotation, biological process: cell-cell adhesion. NCBI's taxonomy places the organism in Eukaryota, Metazoa, Arthropoda, Insecta, Diptera, Stratiomyidae. Gene Ontology annotation, cellular component: cell-cell junction. The transcript has 8 exons. The record is from RefSeq and is a predicted model, not a curated record. Bases 16 to 1551 code for a protein of 511 amino acids.